This is a messenger RNA of Perca flavescens (yellow perch), 2146 nucleotides long. It is a transcript of the gene fgf11a, whose product is annotated as fibroblast growth factor 11a. Gene Ontology annotation, molecular function: growth factor activity. Lineage: Eukaryota; Metazoa; Chordata; Actinopteri; Perciformes; Percidae. The transcript has 5 exons. The record is from RefSeq and is a predicted model, not a curated record. Bases 1 to 747 code for a protein of 248 amino acids.
AUGGCCGCUCUCGCCAGCUCCCUCAUUCGCCAGCGCAGGGAGGUCAAGGACCCCCAGGCAAACCGGCAGAUCGCCAGCAAGCGCAAGCCCUGCCCAAAGAGCAACAAGUCGCUCUGCCAGAAGCAGAUCCUCAUACUGAUAUCGAAGGUUCGGCUAUGUGGCAGUCGAGGGAGAAAAAUGGAAAAAAGACCAGAGCCCCAGCUGAAGGGCAUCGUCACGCGGCUUUACUGCAGACACGGCUUCUACCUCCAGAUGCUGCCGGAUGGCACCAUGGAAGGCACAAAGGACGAAAGCAGCUCCUUCUUGCAGUUCAACUUGAUUCCUGUGGGGCUCAGGAUAGUGGCCAUCCAGAGCACCAAGACGGGGCUCUACGUUGCCAUGAACAGCGAGGGCUACCUCUACACUUCGGAACACUUCACGCCCGAAUGUAAGUUUAAGGAGAGCGUGUUUGAGAACUACUACGUCACCUACUCCUCCAUCCUGUACAGACAGACCCAGUCGGGUCGGGCGUGGUACAUCGGCAUCAACCGAGAUGGACAGGUCAUGAAAGGGAACCGUGUCAAGAAGACGAAGGGAGCAGCGCACUUCCUGCCCAAGCUCAUUGAAGUGGCCAUGUACCGGGAGCCCUCUCUACACGACGUUGCCGAGCAGAGUCCGCCCAGGAAAACGCCCAAGACCUCCAGCGAGUCGCCCGUGCUCCAGAACGGCAAGAAGGACCCAAAAUCCAAAACCAAAACAACGUCCUAGCGCUUAGAGACGCAGGUGGGGAGGAGGGAGGGGGGCGGGGACAGGAGAGGACACAGCGGACACCUGAACGCGGUUGUUAGGGCUACCCUAUGCCGCCGACACUGACCCCCUUGAGAACUAUGCGUACCACAAUGCAGUGGUGUAAAGCUGGAGGGAAAAAAAAGAAGGAGCAGAUCUGGGAAGAGUUAAGCUCACACACACACACACACACACACACACACACACACACGCACUCACACACCAGCCCAUCCACCUUCUUAUUGGAUUGUGAUUAUCAAAGCCUGGGAUAUAAAAGCAAUAACUCCACGAAGAGUAUAGCAUGUCAGCGCAGCGUGUUUGACCUGCUGGAAAGGAAGUCCUACACACACCCUCUGGCCAUCUUCAGCGACAUCCUUCCAGCCGACCAAACGUCCUAGCAAAAAGUCUUCCUGGUUCUACCACCAACGGGUGCAACGGUCAACUCUGUCCCUCUGCAGCGCACGCUCUACAACUGGGGUUGGUUUUUUUUUUUUUUUUUUUUUGCCCACAGGGCUCCGUGCUAAUGUUAGCCGCACACGAAGCCAUGCUGAAGCGAGGCAGUCACAGAGACCCUUGCAGACUUUUUGUUCUGCAGCCAUCUGCUCAGUCCACAUCUUCUGUGUGUGUCAGCGACUUUGUGUGAUGGCCUAGAUACUUGUCAGCCCUGUGUGUGUGUGUGUGUGCGUUUGUUUGUGUGUGUGUGUGUGUGUUCCCUUCUUCUUCGAUCCACCUUUGGUACGAUUUGAUUAGUUUGCGACAUGGACUCAAUUUUCCACUCGGCGGCACAAGAAAACCCCUCCCGUCCUCCCUGGCUCUGUUAAUGGAGUCUGGGGCUGAUCAGAAUCUUUCGACCCUUAAACGAGGGGCCAAGCGCUCCCUCGACACAAUGCAUAACCACACACACACACACACACUCAUUAUUACACUGACAUUUACGCGCACACGCAAAGGUGUGUGUACUGUGCGCACACACUUUGGCGUCCCGAUAUCCAUGAGCAACGAUGGCAGAAAAUGAUCUCGCAACUUAACCCACUUAACAUAAUGACAUGCAUUAACAAACACACUCACACACACACGCCGACGUGGUGGUGAGUGUGUGUGCAGGUUGUGGGAGAGAAUGAGGAAAUCAUCAGCGUGAUGGGGUACUGAUGGAGCCUGACGGUGUAGCUUGUGAUUGCACUGCAGGAGCUGUUCUUACUGUGGCUGGCCAAGCAUUGCACAAACCCCCCCCCAACCCCCGAGGCCUGCACAUUAUCUGUGGACCCUCUAUCACUCAAUGUGCUAUUCUCGUCUAAAAAUACAAAAAAACUCAAAUAGUUUUUAAUUGCUACCCCAUCGCUGUCCCCAUGCCAUAAAUAUUCCGUGUAAUGUAUGUACUUAA